AUGGACAGGACCCCCGAACCCCCACUCUGUACACUUCUAAAGGAACUGAUUAAACGGGAAUGGGAAUUGAGGCAACCUGGCUUCCGAUUUCAUCUGCGACGAUCUCAUUCCCAGACACAGGGAGAGAGGUGGGUCCCAGCGUGCUGGGGGGCUGGGGGAGCGCUCGAAGCAGAUCUCAUUCCCAGACACAGGGAGAGAGGUGGGUCCCAGCGUGCCGGGGGGCUGGGGGAGCGCUCGAAGCAGAUCUCAUUCCCAGACACAGGGAGAGAGGUGGGUCCCAGCGUGCCGGGGGGCUGGGGGAGCGCUCGAAGCAGAUCUCAUUCCCAGACACAGGGAGAGAGGUGGGUCCCAGCGUGCCGGGGGGCUGGGGGAGCGCUCGAAGCAGAUCUCAUUCCCAGACACAGGGAGAGAGGUGGGUCCCAGCGUGCCGGGGGGCUGGGGGAGCGCUCGAAGCAGAUCUCAUUCCCAGACACAGGGAGAGAGGUGGGUCCCAGCGUGCCGGGGGGCUGGGGGAGCGCUCGGAAGCAGAUCUCAUUCCCAGACACAGGGAGAGAGGUGGGUCCCAGCGUGCCGGGGGGCUGGGGGAGCGCUCGGAGCAGAUCUCAUUCCCAGACACAGGGAGAGAGGUGGGUCCCAGCGUGCCGGGGGGCUGGGGGAGCGCUCGAAGCAGAUCUCAUUCCCAGACACAGGGAGAGAGGUGGGUCCCAGCGUGCCGGGGGGCUGGGGGAGCGCUCGGAGCAGAUCUCAUUCCCAGACACAGGGAGAGAGGUGGGUCCCAGCGUGCCGGGGGGCUGGGGGAGCGCUCGAAGCAGAUCUCAUUCCCAGACACAGGGAGAGAGGUGGGUCCCAGCGUGCCGGGGGGCUGGGGGAGCGCUCGAAGCAGAUCUCAUUCCCAGACACAGGGAGAGAGGUGGGUCCCAGCGUGCCGGGGGGCUGGGGGAGCGCUCGAAGCAGAUCUCAUUCCCAGACACAGGGAGAGAGGUGGGUCCCAGCGUGCCGGGGGGCUGGGGGAGCGCUCAGGUGCAAUGAAAGACAGACGGGCACUGCCGUGUACGGUAGCCUGCGAUUAUAAUAAACACUGUUUUAAUACCUCAGUGUGCGUUCCUAAGAGACGGCACUGCGUUGAGAAGGGGACGGGACAGGGGUAAUCUAGAGACUCGCGAGCAGUGGGCUUGGGGCACCACCAGCAGUACAACCCAUUGAGAAUACAGUGAGGGAAGGAGCAGAGACACACACAGAGGCAGACAGGCACGCACGCACACACGCACACACAGGCAGACAGGUACGCACGCACACA
Molecule: messenger RNA, 1297 nt
Organism: Polyodon spathula (Mississippi paddlefish)
Lineage: Eukaryota; Metazoa; Chordata; Actinopteri; Acipenseriformes; Polyodontidae
Product: collagen alpha-1(IX) chain-like
Exons: 3
Coding region: 1-1029 (342 amino acids)
Source: RefSeq, a predicted model, not a curated record